This is a messenger RNA of Cydia strobilella, 4273 nucleotides long. Its product is annotated as NAD kinase-like. NCBI's taxonomy places the organism in Eukaryota, Metazoa, Arthropoda, Insecta, Lepidoptera, Tortricidae. The coding region runs from base 144 to 1388 and encodes 414 amino acids. The transcript has 9 exons. The record is from RefSeq and is a predicted model, not a curated record. Gene Ontology annotation, biological process: NAD+ metabolic process; NADP+ biosynthetic process. Gene Ontology annotation, molecular function: NAD+ kinase activity.
GCGCAUCUUCGCUCGCAGCUUACCUUAGUAUCUAACGCUUAAAACAUGGCUCUUUUCCUAAAUCGUAAUACUAACUAAAAUACACAUAAAAUCAGUGAUCAAAGAUGAUUUUUGUGUAAUAAAUCAAGUUUUUUUUUUUCGAAAUGGAUACGUUGAACGAGAGGCAAUUGUUGCGAAGGCAGUUCUCCCAUGAGUCCGGUAAGACGGCGCUAACUAGAGCUAAGGAAGAAUAUAACAGAGGGAGGACAAGGUCUCUGAACGCGCCGUCUCCCAUCCACCAGUUCGGACCAUGCGGCAGAAUAAUGAAGAACUCGGCUAUGGUUAUGCAAAUCCAAGACCCAGCGUCGCAGCGGCUGACAUGGUACAAACAGCCGCUGACGGUGCUGGUGAUCAAAAAGGUGCACGACGCUACCAUCCUCACGCCGUUCGUACAGCUCGUUCAUUGGCUCGUUCAUGACAAAAGCAUGGUAGUGUACGUAGAAGCAGCCGUCCUGGACGACGUGCUACUGGCAGAAUACGGGGACUUCACAUCGGUGCGGGAGAAGCUGAUGACCUUCCGAGCGGGGCAAGAUGAUCUCACGGAUAAAAUUGACUUCAUCAUCUGUUUGGGGGGCGAUGGGACACUAUUACAUGCCAGUUCGCUGUUUCAGCAAUCGGUGCCACCCGUGAUGGCGUUCCACUUGGGCUCGCUCGGUUUCCUCACGCCCUUCGAGUUCAACAACUUCCAGGACCAAGUGAUGAACGUUCUAGAAGGUCACGCGGCGUUAACGCUCCGAUCGCGACUACAAUGCGUGGUGCUCCGCAAGAGCAAGAAGGACAACGAGGGCCGCAAGUGCAUCCUCGUGCUCAACGAGGUGGUGGUGGACCGCGGCCCCUCGCCCUACCUCUCCAACAUCGACCUGUUCCUCGACAACAAGCACAUCACGUCCGUGCAGGGCGACGGUUUAAUAGUAUCAACACCGACCGGCAGCACAGCGUACGCGGUAGCUGCCGGCGCUAGCAUGAUCCACCCGUCCGUGCCCGCCAUCAUGGUGACGCCCAUCUGUCCGCACUCGCUGUCGUUCAGGCCUAUAGUCGUGCCCGCGGGGGUCGAGCUCAAGAUCGCGCUAUCCCCUGACGCGCGCAACGCGAUGUGGGUGUCGUUCGACGGCCGCAACCGGCAAGCGCUGCAGCACGGCGAUAGCCUCUACGUAACCACCUCCGUGUACCCGGUGCCCUCCAUAUGCGCGCAAGACCAGAUCUCCGACUGGUUCGACUCGCUGGCCGAGUGCCUGCACUGGAACGUGCGCAAGAAGCAGAAGCAGAUGGACGAGCUCAGCGACAUGACCUACUCCUCCAGCGACAACCUUGAGGAGUUGGAGAACAACGAGCGGCCCGCGGACACGUGACCUUAUAGUAUUACGAUGGAAUGCGAGUUGGCUUAACACAUUCCUUUAGAGCGCCGCCAGCGCUGUUUUAGGACGUCCGCUAGCUUGCGCGCGUGCACGGAGGGGGAAAAUAGUAUGAGCGCCGCUACCUGACGCUAACUUCACCCGCGUGUGCCCGCGCCGUGCACCCGCCCACGCGACGCGGAUGCCUUUUAUUAUUGGGCCUAAAGGGGCCCACUAACUAUCAGUCCGCCGGACGAUAUAGGCCUGUCAGUUAUUUGGAACUGUCAAAUUUUUGUUCUAACUGACAGGCCGAUAUCGUCCGGCGGACUGAUAGUCAGUGGGCCCCUUAUCGUAGAGGCAUCUUAGGCUGCAGUGGCGUAGCGAGGCGAAUGGCGCACUUAGGGCCACGGCCUCGCAAAACCAACUUGAGAAAACACAUUGAAAAAGGCCUCAGAUGUGUUUGUUCGCCCACGGCUAGAUUGGUUCACGCUUCGCCACUGUUAGGCUACUUUGGGGAGUAAGUAGCUAUCUUUACCAGUAUACAUGUAAAUUUUCCUUGAACCAGCAUUUCGACUAGCUAUGCAUCUCGAAUAGAAGCCGUUUAGGGGGAUUAUUAAACAUAGCAAUAUUACUCAAGAAUCUCGAAUAGGCAGGCCGAUUUGGAAAGUGAUAAGGAAGUAUUUUAUGCUCUACGUAAAAAUUACGUCCAUGACUUUAAAGUAGCGCUGGCGGGCGCGUUUUCUUUUUAUUUAUACGAAAUCACAUCGGCGCAUUAUUUUGGAAUUUAUGCAACGAGUGUCUUGUUUUGCAAUAACUUUGUAAGUACUGUGCAAUAGAAGAUUUUUUUCACAAUGCGUUGCCACGAUUUGCGAUUGUGUGUUAAUGCAUUUUACAGGCUUUGUGAUAGUAUUUCGAAAUUAUGUUUUUUUGUUUAAAAUUGAAUAUUCCUUCGGACAAUAAAAAUGUAAUUCUGUUAUGUCUUCAGGGAUAUGUUCUUGUUAUGUUUUAUAGUGAAAUGGCCGGUUGAGGUUCGGAUUUAAGGAAUGUUUGUUCCGGUAACUUAGUGAGUACUUAUUGUAGAUAUACCAUCGUUGGAUAAGUGCCUUGGCCGCUUGGUGUUUUGAACGACGCAACAAACAAAACUGCCUAGGUACAAAACUGCCUUUACCAACUACGGCGAGGUGCUAUUAAGAGUGCCAAAAAUGUAACAGGUACAUAGAUGUAUUAGUGUUCAAGAGAGCACAAAGAAAGUUUCGAUUUAUAUGGUGUAAAUAAUAUUAUGUGCUUUGGAAUUAAUUCUGUAUGACAGUUAAGGAGUCAAAUUAAUAAACGUGAAAUGAGCUAGAGAAAGUCGUCUUAGAAUAAAUAUGCAACGGUUAACUUUGCGCAUUAAAAUAUAGCACCUUACGGAUUGUGUGCAAAUUUGGUCUGCUCAAUUUUCUUUCUACAAACCUUUUUAUAUAACAAAUCGCUUUGCGUACUGGCCUCACUCUGCUAUAUCUUCAGAGAGGUACAAUAAUAUAGAGAUAAAAUUCGGGAGGGGCCAGAUGACCGAACGAGCUGCACUUAUGGAACUUUCAGUAGUAGCAGAGAAAGAGCUAUUAUUGUUUGUCCUUGUUACAGUCUCACAUUUUUUUAAGUCCCUACCAUAAAUAAAUUUAAUUAACAAAGUAAAUUUAGUAUGGUUUAUGGUGGGCAACAAAUAACCCGACCAAAUUCCGUAGGUUGUUUUUUGGUAUGUUGUCAAGAAGUUUUAAUUUAGUCGCAUUGCGUAUAUUCCGUCCCUCACGGGCGCACGCGUAUAGCACAUUUAUAUGAUCCUACCAUCUAUGGAAGCUCCAGUGUACAAGCAGGACAUUGAAAUAUAAGUGCAUAUCGCUGUCCCACUCACCAAAGCGGCGUGCGAAUCCUCAUCAUUUUGAUAGCCGCGUAUGUCCUAAGUUUAGUAUUAAACUUAAACUAUUCCCGCUUUGAAUUCUUAUUUCAAUGAAUAUACGCUGAGACUUAGACGAGGCUGUAACUAAAACCCCAUAUAGGUGUAACUGUGAAUUUAGUUGUAAAUCAAAAAAAUACAUAUUAAUUGCUAGGUAUUAAAUAUUUUCCUGUUGCUGUUGUUACCCAUUAUCUUGCCAAGAGAUAUUGUAGCAGUUUCAAAUAUAAUCGCAUUGAUUUAAUUUAGAACAAUUAGCUCACACACACAACCCUAGUGCGCUCGCGUCGGGAGCGGUUUAGAAAAAAAGCAUUUAUAAAUUUGCAGUUCUUAAGCGAGGUUUAGACUAGCAAGAACUUGCAUGCAAUUUUCGCUACAUUGCGGUAUCUGAUCAACCUUUUGAAUACAGUUUACUUUAGUAGUCGGCAAAGUAAAGUUCUUGCUAGUCUAAACCUCGCUUUACGUAAAUGAAAAGUGUAUCUUCACAGUUAAGUAGGUAUAUUUCCCUGGAUAACUACAAUUAAGCUCACGAGUUGAAUUUGUGUGGAAAAUGGGCAUAAAAGCACUCUGUUUUACUACUCUUUCUUGGUCUGUGAAAAGUAUAUAUAGAGUCGGAUCAAGAUAAGUCUGCAACGAUUUUGAUAGCAUACGCAGUGGAAGUGUUAUUUUAAACGUCAAACUUCUAUAAAAUAAUGACGUAUAAAUAACACUGGCUUUGCGUGUGCUAUCAACAUCGUUACAGACUUACCUCGGUCUAACUCUAGAAGUAUUUGUUACCGUAAUUUCUUACAAUUUGGGUCCAAUAUGGGAUGCGACAAUGUCUUUGGUGUGUGCUUCGGCGUUGUGGUAUGUAAUGUCACUUUGACAUUUUAUAGAUGUUUGUUUGUCACUUAAUAUAAAUUUCGUUUUCACAAAUUUAUGAAUUAUGUAAAAUAAGAUGUUUUAUUGUAAAUUAUACAAAAUUUGACUUUUA